GCAGCGAGCCGCUGCGUCUGAGCCGAGUUUUGGGUGUGUUUGUAUUCGAGCUGCAGCAGCAAUAAUGUUCAACUCUGUUUGUCGUUUUCCCUCCAAUGAUGCGAACGAGGAAGAAACGUCGGUCGGAGAAAAAGAAACAAUGGCCGCCUCCAUUCCUCUCUCCAAGCCCAACACCACCUUCUCUCUGGCUCUGCUCAGAAAGCUGAGUGAGGACAAGAAGACUGCAAACAUCUUCUUCUCUCCUUUCAGCAUCUCUUCAGCUCUGGCUAUGGUGAUGCUGGGAGCCAGAGGAGACACAGCCACUCAGAUAUCAGAGAUGAUGCUACACGUCGAUCAAGACACGGCUGAACGGAGGAUGUGGUGGGACACAACUGGAAUAAUGUCAAACAUUUUGUCCGCAGUGCUUGAAAAUCCAGGGUUGUCAGGAGAUGUCCACACUCUGUUUGCCAAACUGCUGAGUGAGAUCAACAAACCAGCAUCUCAAUUUGCUCUCAGUGUUGCCAACAGACUGUAUGGAGAGAAAUCCUACAACUUUCUGCAGGAGUUUUUAACCCAAACAAAAACUCACUACGACUCAGAGUUGGAGGCUGUGGACUUCAGAACCAGCAGUGAGGAAGCCAGGGUCAAGAUCAACAACUGGGUGGAGGAACAGACACAAGGUAAAAUCAAGGAUAUUGUGGCUGAGGGCGAAGUGGACGACAUGACCAGGCUGGUUCUGGUUAAUGCCAUCUACUUUAAAGCUGCCUGGGAUGAACAAUUCUUUAAAUUUGAUACUGCAGAGGAUCAGUUUAGACUCAACAAGAACACAACAAAACCAGUACAGAUGAUGUUUCAGGAAGAUGAUUUCCCCUUCACCGUCAUAGGUGAAGUCAACUGUCAGAUCCUGGAGAUGCCUUACAAAGGGAAGGAACUGAGCAUGCUCAUCAUUUUACCUAAAGACAUAGAGGACGAUACAACAGGUCUGGAGAAGCUGGAGAAACUUCUGACCUAUGAGAAAUUCAUGGAGUGGACUCAUCCAGACAAGAUGAAACGCCGUAAGGUCCAGGUGAAGCUUCCUCGAUUCAAGCUGGAGGAGACGUAUGACCUGAAUGAAGUCCUGAGCAGCAUGGGCAUGGUGGACGCUUUUGACCAGACAAAGUGUGACUUCUCUGGUAUGUCUGGCAAUAAGGAGCUCGUUCUGUCCAAAGUCUCCCACAAAGCUUUUGUGGACGUGAACGAGGAGGGAACUGAAGCUGCUGCUGCUACCUUUGGAAAAAUAGUACCAUGUUGUUAUAGGAAACCAUCAAUCUUCACUGCAGAUCACCCCUUCCUCUUCUUCAUCCGCCAUAACCCCACCCUGACCGUUCUCUUUGCUGGACGUUUCUGUUGCCCUGAGUGAAAUUUGUGUCUGCAAGAUGAAAGCUUGGAUGUGACGCAGCAGAUCUUUAUUUACAAAUCAUACAGAGGGCAGUAAAGGUCAAUCUAGUUGAUCAAAUAUUAUUAUCAUGCAGAUACGUAGUUAAGACAUGGCAUACAUACAUGCAUGUGUCACGGCUCUUACAUUUCUACAAACUCAUGUUAAAAAAAAUUGCAGUGAAUUUGAAUGGAAAAUAUUGUUUUAGACUGAAGACAAAACAAAAAGCUGUAAUGAUCUCAUUGCACAUCAUAAACUUAUACGUUUAAAUCUGAAACCUUUCAAGUCAGUUUUAGCGAUCAGUUUUCUGGAGUUCAAAUACCAUCAAUCGCAGUGAGUCUGAUCAACCUGAAAUGAAGUUCAGCUUUUCUUCUGGGAUCUUCUUGACAUUUUCCUCAUGUCGUGUAUCUGACCUUCACUGAAACAACACUGUAGCCUUAAUAAAAGAUGGUGGUGGCAG
Xiphophorus maculatus (southern platyfish) is the source of this 1853-nucleotide messenger RNA. RefSeq names its product leukocyte elastase inhibitor A-like. The record is from RefSeq and is a predicted model, not a curated record. Gene Ontology annotation, biological process: negative regulation of endopeptidase activity. Gene Ontology annotation, molecular function: serine-type endopeptidase inhibitor activity. NCBI's taxonomy places the organism in Eukaryota, Metazoa, Chordata, Actinopteri, Cyprinodontiformes, Poeciliidae.